AGUUAGCAGGGUGGUGCAGUUACAUACACUCACAUAUAGUAGAAGAAGUUAUGGCUAGGUGCUGUUUUCUGUCUCUUCUUCUUCUUCUUCUUGCUGUCGCCACAGCAAGUGCAAGCAGAAACGUCCCAAGCGACGCUGGCCUCAAUGACCAGAAGAACGUCGUCACCUUCGGCGGUAUUGGUGGUUAUUCCGGGAUUGGCAACAAUGGACUCCCCUUUGGAGGUGGCGCUGCUGGAAUAGGCGGAGGAUACGGCGGCGGUGGACUCGGUGGUGGUCUUGGUGGUGCUGGUGGCCUCCCCACCGGGAUGGGUGGAUUUGGUGGACUCGGCGGUACUAUGGGUGGUGGUGGUGGUCUCGGCGGUGGUCUCGGCGGCGGCCUGGGUGGCGGUACUGGCACCGGUGUUGUUCCUUUCCCUUAAACACAUGAAUACGAUGCUAUGAUCCUUGAAUGUUUUUGUUUGAGUUUACGUACCUUAUUAGUGUAUGUUAGUGUUGUAAUCUAGUGUUGCAUUAUUAUGUAUCUGUGUCGUACUUUAUUUGCGCUCUAUAUAUGUAUGUCCUUAAUUAAUUAAUUAAUUUACGUUUUUUUACGUC
Messenger RNA from Arachis stenosperma, 594 nucleotides. RefSeq lists its product as uncharacterized. The transcript has a single exon. The record is from RefSeq and is a predicted model, not a curated record. The coding region runs from base 51 to 419 and encodes 122 amino acids. NCBI's taxonomy places the organism in Eukaryota, Viridiplantae, Streptophyta, Magnoliopsida, Fabales, Fabaceae.